Python bivittatus (Burmese python) is the source of this 3589-nucleotide messenger RNA. RefSeq names its product G protein-coupled receptor 37 like 1 (gene GPR37L1). Gene Ontology annotation, molecular function: G protein-coupled peptide receptor activity. Gene Ontology annotation, cellular component: signaling receptor complex; plasma membrane. The record is from RefSeq and is a predicted model, not a curated record. Gene Ontology annotation, biological process: adenylate cyclase-inhibiting G protein-coupled receptor signaling pathway; positive regulation of MAPK cascade. Lineage: Eukaryota; Metazoa; Chordata; Lepidosauria; Squamata; Pythonidae.
UGUUAUCCACAUAGCAACUCUGUGGAAUUGGGUUAGGCUAUCAGAUAGUGAUUGACCCUAAGUCACCCAGUGAGCUUCAUGGCUGAAUCAGGACGUGAACCAGGGUCAUUCCCAGUCCUAGUCCAACUGUAAUCAUUACACUACUUUGAAAGGGUAGAAUGCAGCAUUAAGGAAAACCAAAAGUCCAGCAUUGUGAAAAAGUGAUAAGGUAAAAUGCUGUAACAUGUAAACAAAGUAAGUAUCCUUGGGACAUGUGGCUUAAGGACAACUUUUCUAAAGUUUCUUUGGUCCACUCAGCCAACAGUCCCAACAUGUCUGCUUGGUUGUCUGAACUGUCCCCUCAAAAGUCAGCUGUGGAACCUAUUGCACUGUCAUGUGGGUGUCUCUUCUGUUUUGUCCUUAUUCAAAGCACCUUUCUACGAUCUUCAUAAAAACCCAUAAGUUGGCUUUAGAAGUGACCAUGUUGAUUUCACUAGAGUUUGGCCAAGGAGGAAUGUUUCAGUGAGAGGCUGCUGCUGCUUCUUUCUGAAAUAAACCCUCUUUACCACAAAAACAAACAUACAAAACAAGAAACAAACAGAAUCGCCUGCACAAAGGUCUGUGGCUGAAGCAGGUGGUUUCUUUCUACUGUUCUUUCCCUGGCUCAAGGCCUGUGAGGUUUUUGAUCUUUUCACAGUGGCUGGUAGGCAUUGUAGCUUGGCCACCAGGGGGCCUGUGGUCCAACAAAAGAGGACUGGAAUGAAUUACUGGGGAUUUUUUCUCUUUUUUUAAUUCUGCCCAGAGAUCUGAGGGAAUAAACAGCGGCAGCGAGCUGGCAGGACUGACUAAAGUCUCUCUCUGUCUUCAAGCUGCACUGAAGCUGCACUGAAACUCCAGUCUCUUUGCUCACCCUCUUCCAUGCCCCCGGCCCUCUUUUAAGACCACAAGUCAAAGUGAAGGAACUUUUUCCUUUUCUCACUGAGGGCAGUGACAUCUCUGUUCAUUUGGUGAAUUGCCUUCUCUGCGUCUCUUCUGUCUCCCUCCGUUUUUGCAGAAAGAAGGAUGUCUUUGCCUUGGACAGGUAUGCUUUUGCUUGGUUUUCUGCAGCCACUGGAAACCCUGAUGAAGGAAGGUGCUGUCCCAUUUAUUGAGGAAAACUAUGCACCCUCCAGAAUGGAGCAAAAGGCUGGAGAAGGUCACUUAACAAGACACGUCAACUCCAAAGGUGUCCUGAUGGAGUUACUCGGAGAAUUGGGCAGGGUGAGAGGGUCAGGACCAACUGGCAGUCAUGAGGAGCAACAGUUCUUAGAAGAACAGCUGAGGUGGAGAAGGACACGUAGAGGAACAAAGGAUGAUGAUGCCAAGUCAGUUCAGCAGUAUGUUCCAGGAGUCAAAGUGGAGUUUCCUCGGCCUGCCAACCCAGCCAGUUUACAGCCAACCAAGCCUCCAGUGCCAUCCAGCAUAGAUCCCUCUGAACCUUACCAAAGGAGCCCAGCGGUCUAUGGUGAUAGAGAGCCCCAGGUUAAUAGAACUGUGGCGUUAGGAAAGCGUCUUCAGAUCCAAAACCCUCUCUAUCCAGUGACAGAAAGCUCUUAUAGUGCUUAUGCUGUCAUGUUCCUGUCCCUCAUUGUCUUUGCUGUGGGCAUCAUUGGGAACCUCUCAGUCAUGUGCAUUGUCUGGCAUAACUACUACAUGAAAAGUGCCUGGAAUUCCAUUUUGGCCAGCCUUGCUUUCUGGGAUUUCCUUAUCCUCUUCUUCUGCCUACCUGUGGUCAUCUUCAAUGAGAUCACCAAGAAGAGACUGCUGGGAAACAUCUCCUGUCGCAUUGUGCCCUUCAUGGAGGUGUCUUCUUUGGGAAUCACUACCUUCAGCCUCUGUGCCUUGGGCAUUGACAGAUUCCACGCGGCUACCAGUCCCCAAGCCAAACUCCGCCCAAUUGAACACUGCCACUCCAUUAUUGCCAAGCUGGCUGUCAUUUGGGUGGGUUCCAUGACGCUUUCAAUCCCAGAGCUCCUUCUCUGGCAGCUAGCACAGGACACCUCACCAGUCUCUGGUGUAGUGUCUGAUUACUGCACCAUGAAACCUUUUCAGGAGCUGCCUGAGUCAAUUUAUUCUCUGGUUCUCACUUAUCAGAAUGCCAGGAUGUGGUGGUACUUUGGAUGCUACUUCUGCCUGCCUAUCCUCUUCACUGUCAGCUGCCAGCUGGUCACCAGAAGGAUCAGCAGCUCAGAGAAGACUGAGUGCCGUGGUAGCAAGCAUGGGCAGUGUGAGAGCCAGCUCAAUUGCACAGUGAUUGGCCUAACAGUAAUCUAUGGUCUCUGCAUCAUUCCUGAGAAUGUUAGUAAUAUUGUUGUGGCCUACCUGUCUCCUGACAUGGCAAAACAGACCCUGGACCUAUUAAGCUUGGUCAACCAGUUCUUCUUGUUCUUCAAAUGUUCAGUUACUCCUGUGCUUCUGCUGUGUCUUUGCAAACCCCUGGGGCAGGCCUUCAUGGACUGCUGCUGCUGCUGCUGUGAUGAAUGUGGUCAAGAAACUACUUCCAGUGAUGGUGGUUCUGAAAGCAAAAUCAAAACUGAGAUGUCCUCAAAUAUUUUCUUUGACAAGCCCGGAGAGUCACCUCCCCCUGUGGGGGCCAUUGGUACUCCAUGCUAAGCUCAAUCAGUCUAGUGGUAGACCAAGAGCAGUUCUUCCACUACCUUUUCCCAAGACCAAAAGUUGUGGUUUUCUUUUAGUAUUGAUUGGUGAAAUAGCUGGACACUGGAGGUCUACCAUCUGCUUGGUCCAACAUUGUCUUCUAGGAACUUAUGGACGAGCCAUCACAGAUAGCUAUCUCUUCUCUGCUGAACAGUUACCAAGGGUGCCACUGACUCCCUGACCCCAAGCAUGACCAGAGAGGCUGCUGUCCUGAAUGGGGAAGAUGCUGUGGAAAGACCCACUUGAAACCCUCACAAGAACAGAGAAAUCACCUGUUUUAAAGAGUUCAUAGUACACACUAACCUAUUCUGUACCGAUGCAGGACCUUACUGUCCUCUUUUUCACUUCUGCCCAGAGACAGCCUUGUGUACAAAGUCAGCACUAUCCUAGCCUCAAUAAACCAGUAGACUAAGUAGAAAAAAAGUUUCAGUCACUUUAUUCAAAAUGUGUGGUAGAACAGUUAAUCAUUCUGUCAAUAUCUCUCAAGAAAGUGAAUAUAGUCCACAGUACUGUAUGAACUAGAUUUCUUCUCCAACCAAGGAAUCAGGAUUUUUCAACCAGGUUUGCCUGUCUGUUAUAUUAUGUGUGUGUGUAUGUGUUUUUUAUUUACACAAAAGACCCCUAAGGAGAUUUGGGUAUUUUGAUCCUUCCAUGCUUUCAGGUAUCUGCCACCACAUGCUGAACUUUAGUGUAAAUCAUUUAACUUAUUGUGGCAUCAGUGGUAGCUUUCUUGGCAAUUUCCACUGUUCUGACAUCCAGUUUGUUUUCUUCAGUUUCUUAGUCUUUGGCAGUCUUUUUUCCUAUACAUUUUUAACAACGUCUUUGAUUUCAUUCUACAAUUCCUCUGGUUCCUAUUAAUGAGGUUCAGGAUUUCAAAGUGAUGGCUAACAUUUUUCUUCAAAAUGGUGGGUAUAUG